UAUAAAGGAUAUCAUAUUAAUAGUUCAGGUUCAAACUCCCUCAGUCGACAAUUUGGUUAGAACUAGGUUGUGAUGAUCUAUGGUUAGAACAAAUAACAUUGUCGUGAUCCAUCUUAAUAUAGGUGAUCUGUGUGCAAUGUAAAGCGAGUAUAGAUUGACAGAUGACAUUGCUUUAAUUAAAUCAGUAGCUACGUUGCUAUAGGUACUAUAAACUCCGCAAUAACAUUUACACUCAGAUAUAUAAGGCUUGAUUACCAAGCGUAUAACUAUGAUUUGAAAAUGUAAUUUGAAUAAAUGAGAUUAGAUUUCAAUAAUUGUAUAAUUCACAUAACACGUCAUUUAACUAGAAACCACGAUGAAAUACCCAGCAGCAGUUUUAGUUAUAACUGUUUUAAGCAUUUGUCUAGUUGCAACUAGCGGAAAAAUAGUUAGAGCAAGACUAGAGAGCUGUCCAGGGUGCUCCUUGAAUCGUCUUCUAGAAGUAAGGCAGUUUGCGUAUGAAGAUAUAAAAAAAUAUAAAGACGUGGAAUGGAAGAAAAUAUCUGGAGCAAAACCAGAACUUGUUUUUUUAAAUGAUCAAGAUGAAGAAAUUGAAAGAGUUCCAUUAAGUACUCUAAAUAGAAAAGAAUGCAAUGAGGUACUAACAAGUCGAGGUUUUACAAAAGAGAAGAAUGAAGAGCUUUGAUUGGCACUGAAGGAAAUUUCAACUUAAAAAUGCUAAUAUUACAACAUGAGACUAAAAACAGUUUUAGUUGCAUUGUAAUUUUCAAUAAAUAUUUCAUAUAUUUUCACAAA
Messenger RNA from Diorhabda carinulata, 795 nucleotides. Its product is annotated as selenoprotein M-like. The coding region runs from base 356 to 685 and encodes 109 amino acids. Gene Ontology annotation, cellular component: endoplasmic reticulum lumen. NCBI's taxonomy places the organism in Eukaryota, Metazoa, Arthropoda, Insecta, Coleoptera, Chrysomelidae. The transcript is spliced from 2 exons. The record is from RefSeq and is a predicted model, not a curated record. Gene Ontology annotation, molecular function: oxidoreductase activity.